AGCCGUUACAAUGUUGCUAUUUAGGUGGGUGAUGAUAGUGCUAUCAUUGUGGCUUAGUUGUAUCAUGUUCUAUUUCUAUGUCUGCUGUGGUAUUGUUUUAAGGUGCAUUAUAGUCAAGUCUAGAGUUAGCCCAGUGUGGCGUGGACAGAGCUGACUUGUUUGCCGACACUAGUUUCAUAGUUGCUGCAUGUCGAGGUCGUCAUGCAUCAUUUGGCGCCCACAAGCAGCCAGAUGGGGUUCCUACCAAGCAUGUAUACAUUCUCGGGCUCAGCAAGCCUGCCCGAAUCCGAUCUUAGAUCUCGGAGUACAUCUGGUCAUCUACCAAGUGGAGCCCUUUCAAACAACACUUGGGAGACGCGAUGCCUCAGGAAGCACAGGAGGAGAGUUGAUGAUGAAGGAUGUCACGCCAAAAGGAGGAGGUUAGCAGAGGAAACGGACAGUUCACACAUCAGCGCAUGUGUCGACUGGCCUCUUCCGAACAACGGACCGCCAAAAGACCACUGUGUUCCUCGGCAGCUUUGCCCAGGCUCUGGCAACCUGUCUCCAUUGCAUGCCUCUUCUCCGUCGCGAACCGAGACGGAGAGCACUUGCAUGGACAUCGAGGCGGCUCAGAGGACACUUCAGGAGAUUGAAAACCGAAUAACGCUGGAGGACGAUGACGAGGACCUUGAUGUGGAGCCGGACCAAAGAAGGCCGGUGUUGGUCAUCUCGGACAGUUUGAAGGAAGGCCUGCAGCGAGGCAUCAGCGACAUUCUUCCACACACCGUAGCCCAAUCUGUGAGCCAUUCCUGCAUGGAGCUGGUGCUGUGGCGGCCACCGGAAGACCCCUUUUGUCGCAGGUUAAAAGGCUCCUUACAGAAACAAAGGAAACAACAGAACGUUUUGCGACAGCCACCAACUCCUUGCCCUUCGCCCACCCCUCACAGCGCACCUGCCGACACGCACGGUCCUCUCCAGAACUUUCCAGACACAGAAAGAUGCGCUGUAGAGGACAUGGAGAUGUAGGAAGGUGGAACAUUGCGACUUGUUACUUUUGAAUUGUUGGCAGUAUGUUAUCUGCCGCUUUGGUCACUUGGUUCCAUGAAUGUAAUCCCUGACAAUUUGUUGUUGUGUUUGCUACAUUCACGCAGCCAGUGUUAGCGUAGAGAAAUAAAUUUGUAAGCAUUUGCCAAAGCCUGGUAAACUUUACUGUUUGUAGGUGGUUUUUCAUUGCUGAACAGUUGGCAGCCCCCAAUUUUUGUUCCCUUGGUACCACUGAAAAUCGGGACGUAACUCCUUAGUGUUCAUAAAUGCUUACUUGCAUGGCUUUGUUCAAAUACUUAUUGUUUUGAUUGAAGCAAGUUCCUGCUGGAGAUACCCUUUAAAUGAUUUGUGCUUUCCGACAUACUUCCAUCAGUAUUCCAAUGAGACAUGUUCACUCUUGUUUUCCAAUAAAAUAGUGCUGAAUCUUG
Messenger RNA from Corythoichthys intestinalis (scribbled pipefish), 1451 nucleotides. RefSeq names its product coiled-coil domain containing 117 (gene ccdc117). Lineage: Eukaryota; Metazoa; Chordata; Actinopteri; Syngnathiformes; Syngnathidae. The transcript has 6 exons. The coding region runs from base 202 to 1005 and encodes 267 amino acids. The record is from RefSeq and is a predicted model, not a curated record.